Molecule: messenger RNA, 2918 nt
Organism: Psammomys obesus (fat sand rat)
Lineage: Eukaryota; Metazoa; Chordata; Mammalia; Rodentia; Muridae
Gene: Zbtb9
Product: zinc finger and BTB domain containing 9
Exons: 1
Coding region: 425-1801 (458 amino acids)
Biological process (GO): regulation of transcription by RNA polymerase II
Molecular function (GO): DNA-binding transcription factor activity, RNA polymerase II-specific; protein binding; RNA polymerase II cis-regulatory region sequence-specific DNA binding
Source: RefSeq, a predicted model, not a curated record
CAGCUUCCGGCCGGCCGGGCGCCGUGGAGGGCGAGGAGCGAGGACGCGGUCGCGCGUGCGGUCGGGGGCGUGUCGGCGGGAAGGCGCGGGGCCGGAGCUCGCGGAGCCGGCCUGUGUGAGCACGGUGAGGCGGGGCGAGCGGCGGCGGGGAGCGGCCCGUGCUGGCGAGGUGGGCGCGAUCCCGUCCCCGGCUUCCGCGGGGCCUGGAAGUGAAAACCCCGGUGGGGGUUUGGUCGGUUUUCGUGGUGGGCGGAAGUAAUGUCCAGGAACUGCCACUGAAGAGUUUCCAAGUGUCGGUGGGGAGCCGCUUGAGCCAGGUCUCACACCGCCAACUUGUGUGGCCCCAGUGACUUUCCUCCGCAGCCUCCUUCCCGUAGAGAGCCCUACUCUUCCCGGCCCCCUGGGAUUUCUUUCCGAGGUGACCAUGGAUGCUUCGACUCCUUUACCUCCCGCAUCCCCUUCCCCGAGGUGCAACCCGGCCCCACGCACAAUCCACAUUGAGUUCCCUCAUCAUAGCUCUUCGCUGCUGGAGUCCCUGAACCGCCACAGGCUGGAGGGGAAGUUCUGUGAUGUGUCCGUCCUGGUUCAGGGCAGGGAGCUCAGGGCUCACAAAGCAGUGUUGGCCGCCGCCUCGCCUUACUUCCAUGACAAGCUGCUUUUGGGGGAUGCGCCCCGACUCACCUUGCCGAGUGUCAUUGAGGCAGACGCCUUCGAGGGACUGCUUCAGCUCAUUUAUUCAGGGCGCCUCCGCCUGCCACUGGAUGCUCUCCCUGCCCAUCUCCUAGUAGCCAGUGGCCUUCAGAUGUGGCAGGUAGUAGAUCAGUGCUCUGAGAUUCUUCGAGAACUGGAAACGUCCGGUGGCGUUUCGGCCGGUGGUGGAGCCUCCUACCACACACUGCUUUCCACAACCUCUUCCGGAGGCUGGUGCAUUCGCUCUUCCCCUUUCCAGAACCCAGUGAGGUCCUCUGCUUCUGCUGAGAGCCCCCUCGGAGCGGAGGGGAGUGAACUGGAAGAAGUGUUACAGAUUCAGGUGAAAGAGGAGGAGGAGGAGCAGGGCUCAGCGGCCCCGCUCUUUCCGACUCCUCAGGCCCAGAGUGUAUCAGAAGGGUUUCCCCAAGCUUGUGGGUCCCAGCCACUGCCUACAUCUGCUCUCCCCAGCAGGCCUCCAGAGGAGGAGAGUCCAACAGUUGAGGCUCCUGCCCCUCCUGUUCGAGCUUCCCAAAUCAUAUAUGUUAAUCAGGAGACCCUGGACUCUAAGGAGGUGACCUCAGGAGGUGGGACUCCACCUGGAGGAGCAAAGGAGAAGACCAAAGUUCUGCCAGGAGGGGACUCGGAGGGAAACGGGGAGCUAAGGUACUUGCUGUCCUCUGGAGGAGGGGAAACGUUGGGGGCAGGAGAUGCAUCCUGGAAACCGGUGGACCUUCACGGGAAUGAAAUCCUGUCUGGGGGUGGAGGACCGGGAGGAACAGGGCAGGCUGUGCAUGGGCCUGUGAAGCUAGGAGGGGCACCGCCUGCAGAUGGAAAAUGCUUCGGUUGCCUGUGUGGAAAACGGUUUGCAGUGAAGCCAAAACGAGACCGGCACAUCAUGCUGACCUUCAGCCUUCGCCCCUUUGGAUGUGGUAUCUGUAACAAACGCUUCAAGUUGAAGCACCAUCUGACGGAGCACAUGAAGACCCACGCUAGAGCUCUGCAUGCAUGUCCCCAUUGUGGCCGCCGGUUCCGUGUCCAUGCCUUUUACCUUCGCCAUCGAGACUUAUGCAAGGGACAGGGCUGGGCCACUGCCCACUGGACUUACAAAUGACUGCAAGGACAAGACAGCCGCUGCCACUGCUGCUGAAUUCUCGCCCUUCACCACCUCAGUCCUGGGUUGUGUAAUCAUCAUUCCAAGAGAGUCUAUAUGCCAUGAGCCCCUUAGUCUUGGGUGUGGGCCUCGCCUGGUGUAUUUGGAAGUUCAGUUUCUCAAUCCAGGCAUUAAACAGACUGUAGAGAACGUCAUACUUUUGAGCACUUAACCUAAAUGGCCCUUUUGUAUUGAUAGCCAGUGAGGAAACCACUGACUUGAGAUUAUAUUAGUGGGAGAAGAGUUGGAGCAAAAUAACCUAAUAACUUUUACUUCAUCUUUAUGAGGAGGAAAGGAAGCUUCCAGAGGAAAGGGAGCUUCCAGCUAGGAGUGUGUUUGAUUCAAGAGCUCAAGUACUUGGCAGGCCAAGCUCUAAGAGGCCUCUCCCUCACUGUUGGCAGUGUUGGUUCUAUACGUCUUUUUGUCGUUUCUUUCCAGAUUGUUAGCUUCUACUUUGCUUUCUCACCAGCAGACACCUUCCCAAGUAUCCUUUAAAAAAUGUACUAGAGCGUGCAACAGAUGUAGUGGCACAUGCAUUUAAUCCCAACACUUGAGAUGCAGAGGCAGGUGGAGCUCUGAGUUCCAGACCAGCCUGGCCUACAAAGGAGUUCCAGGCCAGUGAGGGCCACAAGGUGGGACCCUGUCUUUAGAGAGAAAAAAAAAAAAGUACUUGAGCACUUUAACAAAUUGAGCAUUUCACAUGUCAUUCCGAAACCGUGCAAUAGAGGGUUUUCCCUCAAUAGCCUUUGCCUCUUGUCUACCUUUGACUACCACUGAUAGCUUGCUUAUGAUCACAGUGACAAAUGUGACCAGUGAACUCAGGAGAUGGCAGCUGACCUACAAUGCUCUUAGGGUAGCACCAUUGCUCCCUGAACAAAUUGCCCUGAUGAGAGGGACUCAGGGUUGGGACCAUGCAUGGUGACGUCUGCAGAGUAACUUCAGUGGGACCAUACUGUUUCCUUUUCCAUCCCAUCCACAUCCGAUAGAAACAACGCCUUCGUAGCCGUAGCGGGGUAGCUAGUAGAAUGAGAUGAAGGGAGAUUUGAAGCUACUUUAAUAAAGUCCAUCCUGAUAUCUA